AUGGAGCACCACCUUGUAACCAAAAUCUUCAGCAUCAAAGAACCCAUAUGGGUUUUCAAAACCGGCGUUCAAAGAGCUGAAUAUCAAGAUCGACAAGAUUUAGGGUUCAUUCUAAAAGCAGGAAACAAUCUAAGAGUGCGCCAAGUAAACCCAGAAUUCGAAAAACUCAUUGUGCUCUUGCUGCUGCCCUUUGAUGAAACGCACUCAUUUUUGGGAACGCUUAGAUUAGAAGUGACCAAUGAGUGGAAUAACAUAAUUGUUCAUGCAGAUUCGGUGCCAUUUGCAGACACGCCAUAUGGAAAUACGAGUGCGGACCUUGAGUUCCAAGCACUCUGCGCUGGUGUGGCACCGCUGCCCGUCUACCAACGAGGCGACAACGAAACUAAAUUCUUCAUUGACUGGACCAAACACAACAGCAGUUUUGCCUUAGCCAAAAAUACUCACAUACAAUUGCUCAUACCGAUACAUCUACAACAUCUUAGCAAACAUCUUGCAUAUCACAAUAACCUAUUUGGAUCCCUUAAUGACAUAUUGGAUUUCUUCAAAAGUUUUAUCAACUUCCUUGAUUCACUAUUAGGGUUCGAUGGCUCCUCUUAUACAAAUCAGGUUCCAGAAAAUCGUCACUUCAUGACUGCGACGAAAAGUAAAUGGUUCUACGACUCGUUCCAGUUGCGCUACUUGGAUUUGUGGAUCCAACAACCGUCAGUGGAUUUGCUCAAUGAGAUAUCCGGCGGCUAUUACUAUUUGAUGCACCAAGCUUUGUUCGACAGCAACUACUUUGAAAAUUAUUAUCAUUCGGGCAACAUAUUGCGUAAGUUCUACAAUAUUUUAUUUGAAUUCCAAUAUUUUGAAAAUGUUAAACCUAACGACAGUUUAACUAACACGUUUUCUCACGUUAAAUUUCUUGAGACGACGGAAUUGCUAUUGUAUAUUGAUUUUCUAUCAGACAACAAUAUAUUCAACAGCACGACGCCGUAUGGCGCAGAGAUAAUAUUUCUGCUGAUAUUGACACAGAGCGCCGGCACAAAUGCCCUGACGGAAAUGCAUAAAGGGUACCGCAGCGCAGUUAAUCAAGAAUUUGUUACCGAAAUUGACAAUUCAAUAUUACUAAAUAAAUAUUGCAGUGAAUACAGCCUCAUAGAUUACACUUCACUUUUUAAUAGAUGGGGAUAUUCUGUUAGGUCAAACGUAUGGAACAUGUAUCCAGCCGCGGCGAUGCUCGUAGACGUGGUGCCAGUUCAUAUACUGCCAGCAGCACGCGCGUUGCUAGUGCAUCGCGUUAUUUACUCCUCGAACUUUCAACUGGUUCUCAAUGAGGACAUCGCACCUUUGGGCCUACGAGGCAAUCUGACAUUGCGGCUUCAACCUGAUUUAAAUUAUGUAGGAAUGCACGUAUUUAUCAAAGACGGAAUUAAUGUAAUAACUGAAAAAGUGCUCAGACAGAAUAUAUCGUUUGUCGAAUUCAGGGAUUUACCAAAUGGUAUAUACACAGUCGAAUUCCGCGGAAAAUUGAUGCAACAAUACAUACCUAAUCAACAAUACGUAUUCGUGAACGAGAAGCAAGAACCCAUUACGUUUAAUUUUGAGGUCGUUAAUGGAAGUGCGGUUUUGGACCCAGUAAUACAUUUCUUUGGUUAUAAUGAUCAAUGUUUUGCGUUACUUACUAUUACCUUUACUCGCAAACAAAAAACUCUACAAUUUAAAAUAUCAGGAUAUAAUCCAAAUUUUUUACAAAUACCACAAAAUGGCGAAGUUUACGCGUCAGUACAAGUCACUAACGAAACUGGUAAGAAGUAUGAGAAAGUAAUUAAAGAACUAGCCGAGAAAGUGGACGACAUUAUCGACUUGGUCGAAGGUGAUAUCAUAAAAGUUUACCACAAUGAAACUAAGCAAAAACUGCGAUCUCUAAACGCUGUUAUAGACUUUUCUAGUAAUGAGAACAGCUGGCUGGUAACUACGCAUGGGUUGGUAAACCUUGAACUUAACAAUAAACCACUAAUUUCUAUAGAUCUAUGCGCUGAAGCUAUCUUUAAAGAUUUUUUUAAAAGAAGUUUGUCUUUUUAUCUCUCAGAAGAAAAAAAACAAUUGCUAGCCGCUAUCCACUCUCUUCCAGCACGACACAGAGAACUUUACUUUGGGAAAUACGGCGUUCUCUUUCCCCAAUCUCUCAAUAUCAUCACUCUAGUGAUGAAAUCAGAUCACGUAAACGCACUGGAGGGAUUAAUAGUUCAACUAGAGAACGAUAAAUUUGUUCAACAGAGAAGUGUUCAAUACGGUGAGGUUCAUUUUCAAAAUUUGCCAUUUGGCUCUUACUUUGUUAAAUUUCCUAAAGAAGAAUUAAGAUAUCUAGACGUUCAGCCUACUGUAAUAUUUGUCGAUAAGUCAGAAUUUGUUAAAAAUAUAGUCUUUAAAAAGAUACGUAAAAUAAAACUGGAUGAUGCAUUUAUUAAAUAUACAGCAAACAUGAAUAUGACUAUUGAGAAAGUGGUAAUUACGACGGUUGGAGGUACUGCUAUUAUGAAAGCGACAGGAAUAACCGAGACCCCGGAAUUGAAUGUGAAUGCUUACGUAUUAGUGAGAGAUGUUCGAGGAUUUGAGAAAUACAACAAAAUAAUAGAAGCUAAUCAGUCGUCGAUAUUGGAGCCAGGAGACGUGAUGGAAGUGUACCGCAUCGACGCCAUUGACCAGCUGAAGCAGGCAAGUGUGUGGAUGGUGACGGAUUACGGCAUUCAGAGGACGCCGGAAGAAAACGUCAAGGAAAUAAUCGAAGAAACAGCGAACGCUGUAGAAAAAAACCUAGCCCGCCUAUGUUCUGCAAUUUUCUCUUUAGCAGAACCUGAUAGGGCGGAGUACAGGAUGAAGUAUGUUGAUUUACUGUCAUGUUACAGCAACGAAACACGAUACGUGCCUGACAGUAAAUAA
Messenger RNA from Hyposmocoma kahamanoa, 2922 nucleotides. RefSeq lists its product as uncharacterized. The coding region runs from base 1 to 2922 and encodes 973 amino acids. The record is from RefSeq and is a predicted model, not a curated record. Lineage: Eukaryota; Metazoa; Arthropoda; Insecta; Lepidoptera; Cosmopterigidae. The transcript has a single exon.